AUGGCGGGUAAAGCUAGACAAGGAGCAGAUCGAGCUGACGAAGGGGUGGGUGGAUAUGGCCUGCAUCUCGAAAGAGCCGAGCGAAAACAACACCGGGUUGAAGCAACACUGUCUAGCAGAAAAACCGGGGGCGAUGUAAACCGCCUUGCCCUUGGGGACGUUGCCCGCUUCUCAGCAAGAAAUGGAUUCGACGACCGCCGUGGUAUUCCAAGGAAGGAAAUGUUAGAGAUGCGAUGUGAUAAACUGGGUCACAGUCCCCAGAUUAGAGAACAAAAAGCCUAUCGCAGACAGAAUGAGAACGGCCCACGCACCAUGCUCGGACAGCGGCAGAAGCACCGCUCGCCCCGGUAUCACGUUCUUGACGAGCUAGACCAAGAAAGCUUCUAUGUUCGAAACUGGGCUGAAAUCCCGGAUUUUUUGCAGUGCGUAGAGGACACGAAGAGGAAAGAGUGA
Molecule: messenger RNA, 453 nt
Organism: Stereum hirsutum FP-91666 SS1
Lineage: Eukaryota; Fungi; Basidiomycota; Agaricomycetes; Russulales; Stereaceae
Exons: 3
Coding region: 1-453 (150 amino acids)
Source: RefSeq, a predicted model, not a curated record